This is a messenger RNA of Choloepus didactylus (southern two-toed sloth), 858 nucleotides long. RefSeq names its product serine palmitoyltransferase small subunit B. Gene Ontology annotation, biological process: ceramide biosynthetic process; endoplasmic reticulum organization. Bases 363 to 593 code for a protein of 76 amino acids. Gene Ontology annotation, cellular component: serine palmitoyltransferase complex. Lineage: Eukaryota; Metazoa; Chordata; Mammalia; Pilosa; Megalonychidae. The transcript has 3 exons. The record is from RefSeq and is a predicted model, not a curated record. Gene Ontology annotation, molecular function: serine C-palmitoyltransferase activity.
GGAGUGGGAGCAGUGAGGUUGGACGCAAGUUUGCGUGGGAGUGUUUUCCUUCUGUCAAUAAUUAAUCACCGGAAUCAGUCUGGCAGAAUUGGAGUUUCAGCAACAGUGCGGAGGGCGGGGCCGAACACCUAACUCCAGGAGGCUUGGAGCCUCCCGGUGCAGUGGCAAGCUCGCAGCAGCCCAGAGGAGCCAAAUCAUCAGAGCUCACCUAAGCCACAGGGAGAUACACGCAAUGGGAAGAUGAAGAAACAGCAACACAGAGAGAAGUAAUCCAUACAGGAUCAUUCCUUGGAGGAGCAAGGACGAGAACCCAGACCUGGACUCUUCAAGGUCAGCCUUUCUGCAGCUUGAAGGAACCAACCAUGGAUUUCAGGAGGGUGAAGGAAUAUUUAUCCUGGCUCUACUAUCAAUACCAAAUCAUUAGUUGCUGUGCUGUCCUGGAGCCCUGGGAGCAAUCUAUGUUCAAUACCAUCUUACUAACCAUUUUUGCUAUGGUGGUGUACACCGCCUAUGUAUUUAUCCCAAUCCACAUUCGCCUGGCUUGGGAAUUCUUCUCAAAAAUAUGUGGCUAUCACAAUACAAUUCCUAAUUGAUCUUGUUUGCAUUCUGUGGAAUGGUAUUAGAUAUUUAUUUGUUGCUUACAACUUAUUGAUUGAGACAAAUACUGUGUCUUCUUUCACUAUAUGGCCUGAAAAUCACUUUUGUCUCUAUGCACUCUUGUAUCCUGCCUGGAGUUUGAGAUAGAUGUCUCUUUCGGUUCAUUGGUACAUGCUACAUUGUGCAUCAGAGUGUAGAUAACUCGAUGACUUUUUUUUUUUCUCUCAAUGUAAAUCUAUGACUUUAGUUGUUUUUUUUUUU